This is a messenger RNA of Acaromyces ingoldii, 1545 nucleotides long. RefSeq names its product putative polyamine transport protein specific for spermine. The transcript has 3 exons. Gene Ontology annotation, biological process: transmembrane transport. Gene Ontology annotation, molecular function: transmembrane transporter activity. Lineage: Eukaryota; Fungi; Basidiomycota; Exobasidiomycetes; Exobasidiales; Cryptobasidiaceae. The record is from RefSeq and is a predicted model, not a curated record. Bases 1 to 1545 code for a protein of 514 amino acids.
AUGGCUGACCAUCUACACACCGCCGCGAUCGACGGUCGUUCUAGCACUGACAAUGGACACACGGAGCCUGUCCAUGAGCAGGACAGAGCCGACGCCGACGAGAAGCGGGUAGAACAUGCGCAAGAAAACCCCUUCUUGGUCACGUUUGCAGCCCACGACAGAGACGACCCGCGGAACCUGUCCACGAUGCACAAGUGGCUCAUCACGGCUUUUUCAGGCUUCCUUUGCUUCGCCGUGGCCUUUGGCUCCUCAAUGCCCACCGGCGACCUUCCUGGAGCCGCCGACUCACUCCAUGUGGGCAGUGUCGCCAUCAAUCUGAGCAUCACGCUGUUUGUCGUCGGCUUCGGCGUGGGCCCGAUGGUCUUCGCCCCGCUUUCCGAGCUCAUCGGGCGCUGGCCGGUCUACUGCAUUGCGACUCUGCUCUAUUUUCUCUUUACGCUCCCCUGCGCCUUGGCCGACAAUCUGGCGACCCUGCUGGCCGCCCGCACAAUCGCCGGCAUUGCCGCCAGCGCGCCCAUGACCAACGUCGGCGGUACGCUCAGCGACAUCUGGGCGCCCCACGAGAAAGGCCUGCCGCUGGCCAUCUUUUCCGCGCUCAUUUUCGUUGGACCCGUCCUGGGUCCCGUGGUCGGUGGCUGGAUUGCCGUCGGCGUGGGCGAGGACGAUGGAUGGCGCGUCAUAUACUGGACUCUCUUUGCGCUUUGCGGCGUGGCGUUUGCCAUGACCCUGUUCACGCGCGAGACCUUGGCAUCGACGAUCCUGGCCAAGCGUGCCGCUAAACUGCGAAAACAGACGGGCGAUCAGCGCUUCACGAGCGGCCCUCGGCCGAGCCUGGGCCAGAUGGUCACCUCCUCGCUGACCCGGCCCUUCCAGAUGCUCUUCACCGAGCCCAUCCUCAUCUUCUUCUCCGCCUACCUCUCGCUCGUCUACAGCCUCCUCUAUCUCACCUUUUUUGCCUUUCCGAUUGUCUUUCAGGGUUUGCACGGCUUCAACGCGGGUGAGACUGGGCUCACCUUCCUCUCGCUCCUCGUCGGCAUCUGUCUGGCUAUGCUCUAUGUCUGGUUCGUGCAGGAGCGCAUGUACCACCGGCGGAGGAACGCGCGCGGAUCGGCGCUGCCCGAGGACCGGCUGCCGCUCAUGUUUGUCGGGAGCGUACUGCUGCCCGUGUCGCUGUUCAUCUUUGCUUGGACCUCGCUCAAGAGCGUGCACUGGAGCGGACCGCUCGUUGCUGGCAUUCCAUUAGGCUUCAGCUUCGUGGCCAUCUACAUCUCGGCCAAUAGCUAUAUCGUCGAUUGCUACCCCUCUGUCGCCGCCUCGGCCCUGGCGGCCAAGACGCUGGCCCGGUCGCUGUGCGGCGCCGCUGUGCCCCUGUACGUCGAGCAGAUGUACAAGGCCAUGCAUCCCCAGUGGGCCAGCACGCUGCUCGCGCUUGUCUCGCUUGCGAUGGUUCCCAUCCCCUUUUUCUUCUACCGCUACGGACCGCUUUACCGCCGUCGCUCUGCGCUGGCCGAGAGCAGCGAUGUCGUCGACAAGCUGGAUCCGUAG